CGCCGUUGUCAACUGCUUACUACUGCUGUGCCUCUGUAGAUGUGCAAUCGUCUGAUACUCAAACUUAAUCGACAACUCACCUGCUUUUCAUGAGUUUCGAUUCUCUCAUGUAUUAUCUACGCGUGUACGUUGAAUCCGGUCUUGAUUUCGCUCUCCACCUUUUCCUUCAAGAACUGCGGCUGCGACAUCAUUCGAAGAGGUAGCGUUCAGCCUCGUGGCAGACUAGACUUUCAUCAAUUCCAACAGGGUCGACACAUAAGUGAUUCGCUGAUGGAUUCCACUCGCUCCGUCAAGAGGACAUACUCGAGACGGAACAUGUCCAUGGCUGUCGUGCCCACAGACUCACCUGAAAGAGAUGACAGCCAGAAACGACACAAAAGGCUCGGUCCAUCACCGGCAACGAAUCCACCAAAGGAAAUCGUGCCACCUUCGGCUGCGGGAAGGAGAUUCAAAGGACCAAUUUCCUUCGUAGAUGCAGACGACGAUGAUGACCAGGAUGAUUCUGUUACGCCUGACACUGACGCUAAGACUACUACAUCUAUAGAGCGUGAUGCACGGAAAAACAUCCCAAAAGCAAAAGAAGUGAAAGAUGCGGGUAUCAUGGUGCCAGAAUCGCAGACCUCCUUUGAUCAAGAUAUGACCGAGGGAGCAUCUGUCCCUGGAAUUGCCAGCGAACCCAGGGUGACAAACGGAAAUCGUGAUUCAGGCAAAUCGCAAGCACACGAAUCUCGUGUGAGUGAUAGACCGAAGCUGCUAAAGUUCUCGUUGGCUUGUCAAGCUUCGUUGCAGAAGCAGUAUCUUGCUCAAUCUUCACCGCCUCCAAGACACAACGUCCGGCGUAGGAGACUCAGCGACACUUCAAUGGCCGCUCAAAUGUUUGUUGACUCGUGCUGCCCGGUGGCUUUUGAGGAUACUGAUACCCUUUAGAUGGAAACGGAAUCAGGAAGAGUCUUAUUUCCUUAGACUGCCAGUAGAGAUCAGAACCCAUAUCUAUGAUAUUCUACUUGCAAAUAAGACUAUCGCUGUGCGUCACACACCAUUCACCAAAAGCAUCCCCUUUCGUUAUUACGCAGAGGCGUACGAGGAUGCUUCUUCUAGAGCUGUACAACAGCCUGCGGGACCAAGCAAGAUGACCCU
Molecule: messenger RNA, 1137 nt
Organism: Aaosphaeria arxii CBS 175.79
Lineage: Eukaryota; Fungi; Ascomycota; Dothideomycetes; Pleosporales
Exons: 1
Coding region: 271-927 (218 amino acids)
Source: RefSeq, a predicted model, not a curated record